AUGAAUGCGGCAAAAGCAGCCAAACGAUCUGCCCUGGCCGCCUCUCAAGCGAGCGACUUUUGCCAACCCGACGGAGGGUUCACCAGUUUCUACCGAACCUGCAUCCAGUGCCUCGACCUGGGCCCGAACCGCGUGGUCGUGACCGUGGCCCAGCAGGAAACAAUCACGUCGAUACUCCUCGCCAUGAAACCCUGCGGACUGCCAAGCGACCUGCCCAAGCCCGCUUUCGAGCGCGUAAGCGACGGGCCGGCCGACAAACUGUACAUGUGUGCAGACGACCCGACCUCGUCCACCAGCCCAAGCAGAGCCGUCAACUCGACCGCGCCCAUCGGAUCGUCCACGCCCAUCGGCUCGUCCACCACCUCGACGCCGUUGCAGAGUCAGACUGCGCCACCGCCGCCGGCAUCUCAGAAGUCGGAAGAAGCGGGCCCGGGCCCGAGUUGGAUCGGCGCGGUGGUCGGCAUCGUGCUCGGAGGGGUUUUAUGCGUGGCGCUGACCGUUUUUCUCUUCUUUUGGAUUAGAAAACGCAAACGGCAGCGGCGCUUGUGUGAUGCAGGCGGCAGGGCUGAUGUGUACGCCAAGGCUGAGCUUCAUUCCGACGGGAUUGUGCAGAUCGAGCCCCAGGAGAUGGCGCUCAAUCUGCCAAAGCCAAGUGAGCUUCAGGUCUACGAGGUUCCUGUUGAAGUCAAUGGGGAUUCAGUCCUGGGGGCUAACUGUAGGUGCAAUAGAUUUAUGGAGACAGCACCAUAA
Molecule: messenger RNA, 750 nt
Organism: Pyricularia grisea
Lineage: Eukaryota; Fungi; Ascomycota; Sordariomycetes; Magnaporthales; Pyriculariaceae
Exons: 2
Coding region: 1-750 (249 amino acids)
Source: RefSeq, a predicted model, not a curated record